UCCCCCAAAUGUCAGAACAGUACAGAUAUCCCCCAAAUGUCAGGACGGUACAGAUAUCCCCCAAAUGUCAGGACAGUACAGAUAUCCCCCAAAUGUCAGGACAGUACAGAUAUCCCCCAAAUGUCAGAACAGUACAGAUAUCCCCCCGAAUGUCAGGACAGUACAGAUAUCCCCCAAAUGUCAGGACAGUACAGAUAUCCCCCAAAUGUCAGAACAUGACCCCUUUUUGCAGAGUAGACAGUCCGACGUACUUCAUAAGAGGAAUGGCGAGUUUUUUUAAGUUGUAUUUUUUUUGUCAU
This is a messenger RNA of Staurois parvus, 299 nucleotides long. NCBI's taxonomy places the organism in Eukaryota, Metazoa, Chordata, Amphibia, Anura, Ranidae. The record is from the annotation of a GenBank genome assembly.